CAAUCCGAAUAUUUUCGCGUCUUAAAAUAACAUUUAGAAUCGCUAUAAAAGGAGUCAUUGAUGCAUACCGUAUCUAUUCAAACUACAACUUUAAACGAGGAAGUUUUAAUCAGAUUUAUUUUGUAGUGAAUAAUCGGGUAGUUAUAUACAUCUAUUAUAUAUUUUGUUCGUUUUAGGGAUUUUAAGUGAUAUUUCUUAACUUCUUAUGCGCUUUUCUAAACAGGAAUGACGGAUAACAGUAUUGUUAUAUUUGUUUCAGUAAAAUUAUGCAAGACUCUUUGCUACCUUAAUACACUGUAACUUAAUUUUAUAAUACAUUCGACAUGUUUAUUAAAUUUUUCUUUUAUAGUGCAUCUUAAACUUCUAAUACAUGUGACACAUCAUUAGUACUGAGCUUGGAGAUACGUAUAACCACAGAAAUGAAGGUUUAUAAAACUAGCAUCGUUUAGUCAUGGUUAAAGCGUAACAUAUAUGAGCGAAACGCCUAUGCGUUGAUCACAUUAUUAUCGGUAUAUAUAUAUUAUUCUCGUUCAUAGAUUGGUCUUCAUAUUUGAAUACGGAAUAAUGUUGUCUCAGGAAACGUCAGCAUUCAUACUAAUAUUGCUCGUUGAUAUGGUAUUUACUCAAUGUUCUGUUGGCUGCAAAUUAUGUUCUGGUUCAAAUUGCACAAGUUGUGAAUCAUCUUACUUUUUAACAAAUGGCUUCUGUUCACCAUGUGCCGAAGAUUGUGAAAACUGUAACAGCUGGGACGACUGUACUUUAUGUAAGCCAAAUAAAUAUGGUUUACACGCAAAAUGUACUUUCAACUGUGGUGGUUAUUGUCUAAAUAGUGAAUGCGAUGAUAAUACUGGAUAUUGUACUCAAUGUAAACCUGGUUUCUAUGGACUUCAAUGUCAGCUGAACUGUAGUUUAUGUGCCAAUGAACGUUGUGACUUACGUAAAUGUUCGAGUGGUUGUAGAGCUGGAUAUUAUGAAUAUAAAACUGGUGUCGAUACAAUAUGUCAAAGUUGUCCUUCAAAUUGUAAACAUUGUACGGAUGGUAAAACAUGUUAUAUUUGCAAUAAUGGUUUUCACCUCUAUAAGUUAAAUGACAACGUUCACUGUGUGUCAUGCUUGCAAGAAACGCAGUGUCCGGAUUGUAUGAUUCAAGGUUGUAACCAGUAUCAAAUACACAAUGAUUCGUUAGUCUGCGCUGAUUGCCCAAAAGGACAAAUAUUUAAUGGUAAAACAUGCGUAUCACAAACAUCAUUGUGCCCAGAAAAAUGUUCUACGUAUUGUGAUAGUAAUGGAAUAUGUCAAGGAGAAUGUAAAGAGGGCUGGACUGGUGAGAAAUGUUCCGAAAUAUGUGAAAGCAAAUGUUUAAAGUGCUCAAAAGAUAACGGAAAUAGUUGUCUAACGUGUGUUGGUAAUUUUUACUCAACCGAUUGCAGUAUAGCCUGUAGCCCGUCAUGUAAAGUAAUAAGUGGUAAACAUACAUGUGGACAUGCAGACGGAUAUUGUCUAAACGGAUGUAACCAAACAUUUUGGGGCGAUACUUGUGAGCAACCUUGUCCUGGUGGAUGUAAAGAUCUUAAAUGUGAUAGAAACAACGGUGCAUGUACAGAAGGGUGUAAGGAUGGACUGACCGGAGAUAAAUGUACUCAAACUAUCACAAUCGAAACAUCAGUGACAACAACAACAACAACAACAUCAGCCGAACCUGAAACACAACAACAAUCAUGUGCACGGUGUGAAGAUAAAGUUAAUAAUUUUGCCAUUAUAUAUUUCUCUGGAUUCGGAUCUUGUGUUGCCAUAGAAGUAUUUGCUCUAUUGUUAUACCUUAUAAGACGAAGGUAUCUUGCAAGUAAAACGCCCACAGACAACAAACCAAACGCUGAGAUUCCAACAUAUUAUAACACUAGAACUGAUUUCGGCGCUGUAAAUGCUGAGUCAGCUGAAGUGACUAAUAAUUACGAGAGUUUGAGUAAUAACAGGACCUCGGAUAAUGUAUACAAUGAUCUCGGAUUGACAUUGUCAUAGACGUAAGAGAAAUGAGUUUUAAUGAUUAACUUGUGAAAACAACAGAAUCAAUUGUUACAGAUAGACUGAAUUUGUAGUUUCUGGGGUCAUUGAUGCAUAUUUUUACUACCCUAAAGGCUUUUACAUGUAUAAUCACUUCGAAAACGGCUUAUAUUCACUAUAAGCUAGUUGUAUUAGGGGAUGAAACUCUAUUUCCUUCUAGCAAUGUUUUAACAUGUAAAAUACGAUUAAUGUGCUUUUCAAAAUUAUUGUACCUUGUUAUUCUUAAUAUAAAACGUUUUUUCUCGAAUAUUUUAAUCCUGUAUUUACAAUAUGAAAUUUAUACUUAUAUCUAAUAACAGCACAGUUUACAUUUUUUUUUAUAAUGUGUGCAUAUAACAUGUAUAACAUUGCUCUUCAAAACUAUAUAAUUUAAUAUACUAAAAUUGUUUGUUGAUAAAGUAUUUGAUCGUAAAUACUUUUGUAUGAUAGUUCCCAAUCAAUUUAUUCUGUUUACCUACAAAUUAGACUGAUAAAAUUUGGACAGGUCUUAUGCAUUGAAUGCUGCUAAUCUUGAUCACAUGUUCGACAUGUUUUAGUAAUGAUAAUCUUACUUUUUAUCAAAUUUGUGUUUGUUCAUUGUCUUAUUUGGAUUGUAAACAUUGCUUCAAUAACUGUAUUUCAUGUAAACAGAAUGAUAUGGUAUUCAUGCAAGUUAAACUUUUACCUGUGAUGAUAAUUGUCUAAAUAAAUAUAUAGAGGAUCCUGUAUAUUGUUACCAACAAAAGCCUGUUUUCUAUAUGCUUAUAUUUACGUACAUGCUUGCAAGUUGUAGAUUUGGGU
This is a messenger RNA of Ruditapes philippinarum (Manila clam), 2841 nucleotides long. RefSeq names its product multiple epidermal growth factor-like domains protein 10. The record is from RefSeq and is a predicted model, not a curated record. Bases 565 to 2019 code for a protein of 484 amino acids. The transcript is spliced from 5 exons. NCBI's taxonomy places the organism in Eukaryota, Metazoa, Mollusca, Bivalvia, Venerida, Veneridae.